Acanthoscelides obtectus is the source of this 534-nucleotide messenger RNA. The record is from the annotation of a GenBank genome assembly. NCBI's taxonomy places the organism in Eukaryota, Metazoa, Arthropoda, Insecta, Coleoptera, Chrysomelidae.
AUGAUAGAAAAAUCUAGGUUUUUACCAGAAGACUUAAGAAAAAUCAUAGAUCCAGUUAUACAAAGGAACGGUUAUUUUGGUCAUCCUGAAAAUUUAUUAUUGGCCAUGUUGGCUGACACUCGCAAAACAGUGAGAGAAUUAGGUCUCAGAAGAUUGUUGAAAUGUAGAAAAAUAGCAAACCAACAAGAAAUACGAGAGUUCAAACUGCCAGCUUUAAAGUUUGAUGCUGAAGAUUACAUAGAUAUCAUUGAUUGGCAGUCGACAACAAUAACCGAACCUCCCCUAACAAAAUAUAUUUCCAAUGAAGAACUAGAAGAAAUGAUCCUAGAUGUUCCAGAGGAAAUUGAAAUUUUGAAAUAUCCAUGCCACACGCAAGCAGUGGAAAGGUGUGUAAAAUUAGUAACCGAUGCUUCAGUUGCUGUGUGUGGAAAUAUAGCAAGGGAUGGAUUUAUAAGAGCAAGAAUUGCUUCUAGAGCUAGUUUGCCAGUAUUCGAAACCAAAAGUCAAUACCUUCAAGUUUUCAACGUAAAUUAG